UUAAACUUUUUGGUUUUCAAUUUUAGUUUUUUAUUUCAGUUUUGGAAAGUUUUUGCCGACCUGGCGACCUCCUCUGCAUUCUCGUAAUAUGUCAGAGAGCGAAGGAGUUUCUCUGCCUUUCUCGUUGCUGCGAAAUAAGCUUAGAGAACCGAAGGAGAACUUGGAGAUCGGCGAUACUUGUAUCUAAUUGCCAAUGGAGCUGAUGGCGUCGAGACUGAGAACAAUCGAGACUGAGAACAAAGAGUCGAGGCCUCUGUGUGUUUCCGUUGGAGAUUGGGGAGUCCAUCUUCCUCCGGCGUCCAGGCCAGAGCCUUUCUGAUGCAGAAGUGAGAACAACAUUAACCUUCGCAUUAGGCAUCACUUUCUUCUAUUCAAAAUCCACCUUCAUCCAAUCGAGGACAGUAUUUGUCAGACUCAAGAUCUGGUACUUUUGGAGAUAAAAUCCAAUAAAUAUUGUUGCAGCGCUUCUUCUCCUGAAGAUUAUGAGGAUUGAAGAUAUACUCUACUACUCAAUUGAUAUUUGUGGCUUGGAGUUUCGAUUAGACGGACCUACUUUUGCUAUCAUCGUCCCUCUAUCCCUAAUAUGCACUCGGAUUGGCACCGAUAGACUGUGGUUAAGCUCAUCAGAUCUGAUUGUCGAGGUUUUUCCACCGAAUUGAAAAGUCUUAAGACUAUUUGUGCUCUCGAUCGGAAAGCUGAGCAAGAGUAAUAUAUAGAAAGGUUUUGAGGCAUUAAUGGAGAUUCAAACUUGCUAAUGAAAAGUAAUGUUGAUCCUUCUUUCAAAUUGAGCCUCUUUAUUGAUGCCAGCACCCAUUUCUAUACCACGAUUCCUUCUAUUCAUCCACAUGUGAUUAAGGAUGAGAAUGACUUCAAAUCAAAGGUGAAAAUGAUGGAAGCUCUUCAAGAUAUUCAGAUUGCCUCCAAACUCGUAGGACUAGGUGGCAAUGAUAAUGAUUCUUCCCCGGAUGAGAAGUAUGAAAAACUACGAUGUCAAAUAUCUCCUAUUAUUCAUGAUUGUGAAGAUUACUGGUUGGCUGAGAAGUAUUACUCCAACUCAUAAGGACUGCUCUACCCCUCGGAGAGGAAGAAGUGUUUUCUCUUGAACGGAAGGGUGAAUUUGACAGGUUUGCUCCAUUGAGAAAGAAAUUAAAGAAAUGAAAAACUUUUAUGGCAUGGUUCAUGGUUGACAAAGUUUGUUGAUAUACUCAUCCCAGGACUAAGAGUUGCUCCUCCUUAAGCUCCAACUACUGGCUGUAUGUUCGGAAAAGGACUUUGCUUUGCCGACAUGGGAGGAAGUGCCAUCAAAUAGCAACGAGAAGGAAAAGCAAUAGUAUAUGAAUCACAUUCCAGAUUGGGAGAAAAUUAAUGAGGCACACCAACACUUAUGUUUGAAAGGGCGACAUACGAAAUGAAGGAAUGAUAAAAAGCAGACCAACUAAUAUAAUAGUAGUGAUACAUUUACUAAACAAGAACAGUAGAUUGAAUUGUAUAUUUGGUGUGAUGCUUUUAUAUAUUGGUUUUUGUUUCUUUUUGUUGCAUCACCUGUAUUGUUUUUUGUUGCAACGUGUUGCAUUGUGUUGUAUCAUGUUGCUUUUUGUUGCACUGUGUUGCUCAUUAUUGUUUGGUAUUUUUUGGAAGAUAUUAUUGUUUAUUGUUGAAUUAGAUUUUUGUUGCAUGG
Messenger RNA from Cuscuta epithymum, 1678 nucleotides. Lineage: Eukaryota; Viridiplantae; Streptophyta; Magnoliopsida; Solanales; Convolvulaceae. The record is from the annotation of a GenBank genome assembly.